Messenger RNA from Malania oleifera, 1439 nucleotides. RefSeq names its product PGR5-like protein 1B, chloroplastic. Gene Ontology annotation, biological process: photosynthetic electron transport in photosystem I. Gene Ontology annotation, molecular function: oxidoreductase activity, acting on iron-sulfur proteins as donors. The coding region runs from base 125 to 1033 and encodes 302 amino acids. Gene Ontology annotation, cellular component: chloroplast thylakoid membrane. Lineage: Eukaryota; Viridiplantae; Streptophyta; Magnoliopsida; Santalales; Ximeniaceae. The transcript is spliced from 7 exons. The record is from RefSeq and is a predicted model, not a curated record.
UUCGUCAAAUCACCAUGCGUGGGACUUCCAUCAUCUGUGGUCAGAACGCGCAGGCAGGGCGUUCAUAUCAUUUGAACAGCAAGUGACGCUCCUCUGCUCCGCCGCCGCCCGAGCUUCUUGGUUCAUGGCCGGCACGAGCACCUCCAUCUCCUCUCACGUUAUCGGAUCCGGAAUCGUCGAAAUUUCCAGACCCAGCCGAACAGGCGCCCCGUUCUGCGUCAGAAUCUCAACGAAGAGCAAUGGCGUCCCCACGUGCAAAGGGCGUGACCCUCUCUCCGAUUUCGCUCUUGCCGCCGAGGGACCCUCCUGCAUCUUCGUGGGCCCUCUCGAAACCGCCAGCAAGGAAACCCUAGAAGCUCUCUAUUGUCAAGCAAGGGAUGCUUAUUACAGCGGCAGACCUUUAAUAGUUGAUGACAUGUUUGACAGAGUAGAGUUAAAACUGCGGUGGUAUGGUUCAAAAUCCGUCCUCAAGUAUCCACGAUGCAGUCUUCGAAGACAAUCGACAUAUGCAGAUGCUGAGGUAGACCCUUCACAGGUUUUUGCUUUGGCAGGCAUAUGGAUUCUGUUUUUUGCAUUUGGAUGUUUGGCAUGUCUUGUGCCUAUCAUCUACACUGUGGGUCUAGCUUAUCAGGAUGCACUCGAUUCAGGACUUCACUACAGCAGCCACACAUCUGCAUUUGAGUUUCUUGCCAUGGUUAAUGGCAUUCUCUUUAUGCUACUGGGAUCUGUGAUUGGCUAUCCAAUUGCAUCAGCUUCUGUUAAAGUGCUUCUAGGCCUAUGGAGGAAUGACUUGGUGGCAUUAAAGGGGGCAUGCCCAAAUUGUGGGGAGGAGGUUUUUGCGUUUGUGCAGUCAGAUCAGUUUAGAAACUCGCCCCAUAGAUCAGAUUGUCAUGUGUGUGAAUGCUGUCUAGAAUUCCGCACCAAAAUUGAGGUAAUACAGCAAUCCAUUUCAAAACUUGGUAGGGAUUGGGUCCAUGGUCGAAUUUACCUAGUUUCCCAGAGAGGCGGCAACCAACGUCGAAGAUGGAUGUAGCAUGCAUCAUUCAACCAAUUUGUAUGCUGCUUGAGUUCAUGUGCAAUACAAUGAUUCUUUCCUUUUUCCUUCACAUUUAACGCCCCCCCACUCCUGACGCUUGCGCACUGGAAAAACUCCCUAAUAACCAGCAGAAAUGUAUUUAUGAUAGCUCUAUGGACAGCAGCAAUUGCGUAUUGUAAUGUGAAAAAUAGCUGAUUUCAAUAUCUCAUUAUUUGAGUCCAAUUGUAUUACAGUACAGAGUGAAUUUUGGGCUGGUCAGAACCUGCUAAAUGGAGAAAUAAUCACUCACUGAGCAUGUCUAAAUUGUAUGAGCUUUUAAGGCCAUAAGCUCUGAACUUGUAUACUGGUGGUGGUCUCACUGCACAAUUGAUAUAAAGACUAUGCUGUAAUCUUUCUUAGCAGA